This is a messenger RNA of Adineta ricciae, 2013 nucleotides long. NCBI's taxonomy places the organism in Eukaryota, Metazoa, Rotifera, Eurotatoria, Adinetida, Adinetidae. The record is from the annotation of a GenBank genome assembly.
AUGCUUGUCUAUCGAAAAGAAAUCGAUGGACUACGAGCAAUCGCUGUUUUACCAGUCAUUCUCUACCAUGCUGGAUAUGUCAAUAUCGUUCCAGGAGGUUAUGUCGGCGUUGAUAUAUUUUUUGUUAUUAGUGGUUAUUUGAUCACAUCGCUUAUCGAUAUGGAAAUUCGUCAAGGAACCUUUUCACUCAUUCGUUUCUAUGAAAGACGUUGCCGUCGAAUCCUUCCAGCGUUGUAUGUUAUCUCACUCGUUACUUGUUACUUUGCCUAUCAACGGAUGUCGCCAGGUCAAUUGGAAGAUUUCGGUUAUUCUCUCAUUUCUAUCAUAACCUUUUCUUCGAAUGUGUUUUUCUGGUGGAAGGAUGAUCGAUACUUCUCACAAUUGAAUGAAUUGAAUCCGGUGGUUCAUACAUGGAGUUUAGCUGUGGAAGAACAAUUCUAUCUCGUUUUCCCCUUGUUAUGCUUGCUGUUUGCUAGAUGGCGACGAAAUUUACUGAUUUUCUUGGGAUUUGUUGGAUUAUUCAGCUUCUUUCUUGCACAAUGGGGAGGUAACAUUCAGAUGAUCUCGAAAAGGACGUUUUACAUGUUUUUCCAACAUUCGUGGGCAUCGUUUUAUAUGCCAAUCGGACGUAUAUGGGAAUUAUUACUUGGCUCUUUCGUGGCCUUCUAUUCAAGAGCAAAUGAUUCAAUCGUGUCGGGCAAAUCAAUCGGUAUGCGAGCACAAGUUGCUUCUGUGAUUGGACUAUCUUUGAUUCUUAUAUCGAUUAUGACACUAGACAGUCGUUCGAUCCCUCCAUUCCCAAAUUGCUACACGAUGGUACCUACUUUUGGAGCAUCUCUGAUUAUUAUCUAUGGAAAACAUGAUACUUUAAUUGGACGUUUACUAUCCUUAGAACCAGUUCGUUGGAUAGGUUUAAUAUCGUACAGUGCCUACCUUUGGCACCAACCCUUGUUAGUUUGUCUACGUCUCGGCCCAAUUUCCCUGAUGACUAUCUCGCAUAUGAAAUCGGUGAUCGUUAUCAUACUUCUACUUUCUGCAAUUACGUAUUAUUCCAUCGAGCAGCCUUUCCGCAAUCGGACUUUAUUUUCUCGGAGAGUUAUAUUUGGCUGCUCAGCUGCGGGAGCAGUUGUUUUAUAUUUCGUCGCAGUAUUUCUCAUUCAUACCGCCAAUUAUCGGACCGCAUUCAUCGAAAAAGUAACAGAUAAUCGAUCAGUGAUUAUCGACAGCAUCAUGCGCAACGGAUCUUUGACUCUAAAAGAAGUCGACACAUAUCUGGCCGAUAUCGAACCCAUGGAACUGUCGAACUAUGUGACGCGUCGUUUCGACACUCAUCUCAAAGCUUAUCCAACGUUUUCUAAACAAUCAGCGAACACAAAACGAAGACUUCUACUUAUUGGUGAUAGUUUCGCGCAAGACUUUAUGAACAUGAUUGCCGAAACAAACAGCCUACAAAAGUACGAAAUACGCUGUUAUUACAUUCGAUUUCAGUGCCAGAUCUACAUGGGUGACGAAGAUCGACUGCAAUGGAUUGCGUCAUUUCACCGAUCACUUUGCAUCAACGAUCACAAAAUCCAAUCGGCUAUUCCAAUGAUACGUGAAGCGGAUGUUAUCAUUCUCGCUGGUUUUUGGCUUCGAUGGAGUGCUAUACGAUUGCCGAGAACCAUCGAAUUGUUAAAUCUAACGAAGAGUCAGAAACUUCUUGUUCUAGGGUUGAAAAACUUUGGCGUCAUCGAUUUGAAAAAAUACAUGAACAUGUCGUACGAAUUUCGCAUUCAGCAAUUUCAACAACCCGAAGAAAAUGCCACGGAAGUGAAUACAAUCAUGAAACAAAGCUUUAGUCCAUCAGUGUAUAUCGAUACCAUGGGCAUGGUCUGUGUUUUCAAGAAUAACACCUGCCCUAUCUUCACUCCACAUGGCAAACUCAUCACCUAUGAUGGCUGGCAUACGAUGAAACACGGUGCGCGUUAUGUUGGUGAUAUUAUAUUUAGUCACUAUCCACUAAAUCAGCUCUAA